AAGACAAAAGACUCACGAAUAAUAUCAUUUCUUUUAUAGGUUCUCAUUCUUUCAACUUCAUAUUAUUUCAUGCAUUAGAAUUUCAUCAGGUUAGAAAUUAGAAUGCAUUCGUCGACUUCCAAACUUUAAUUAUCAGACUCCAAUUUCGUACUUCAGAGAGUCAUUCAGUUAGGUGAAAUUAAGCAAAAAUGUACUUUUUUUAGGGUAGAAUAAAAUGGAGUACUUAGUCCAGUGGGGACUAGCUAGGAGUUCUCAUAAAUAACAACUUUAUUUUGCCAAGUAGAGAAAGGGAAAGAAGAAGAAAUAAGAAAAAAAAUGGGUCAUGAGAAAGAAAAGCCUCUCUUGCCCAAAAAUCAUUUCUCUGUGGAGAAGAAGUCAAAGGGUGGUUUCAAAGCCGUGCCUUUCAUCAUAGGGAACAAUGGGUUGAUGACCAUGGUGAUGACAGCAUUAUCAGCAAAUCUGAUAAUGUAUUUGAUGAGAGAAUAUCACAUGGAAAUGGCAAAUGGAACUAAUUUAAUCUACAUUUGGACUGCCCUCUGUAAUGCUGCACCCAUUCUCGCUGCUUUCAUGGCUGACUCUUUGGUGGGUCGGUUUCAGAUGAUCGGUUUCGGUUCCGUUUUCGCCCUUCUCGNAAUUUAAGUUGCAUAUUUACUAUUCACCGGGUUAAACUUUAACCACGUUUUUUUACCCAUUUUCGUGAUCCAUUUGAAAAAAUAAUAUAGUCUUAUCAUCUCUUUUUAUGUGAAGGGAACAUUGUUUAUUUGGCUACCAACAGUGAUCAUGCAAGCAAAGCCUCCUCAUUGCAGUGAAUCAAAUGACGAAUGUACCCCUGCAACAACACCACAACUGGUUCUUCUCUGCGCCGCUCUCUUCACAUUCGCCGCCGGAUACGGAGGGGUAAUGUCGUCUACUUUGGCAUUCGGCGCCGACCAGCUGAAGCAUUUCGAGAACAACGCAAGUAAAACGGAGAGGUAUUUCACCUGGUUUUACGCCACCAGCUCGUUUUCUUCCUUUGUGGGCAUCACUGGUCUUGUUUACCUUCAAGAAAACUUCGGGUGGAAAUUCGGGUACGGUGUUCUGCUUGCACUCACACUCAUUGCGGUCGUCGGGUUCUUCUCCGGGUCCGCUUGGUACAUGAGGCCGAACCCGACCAAGAACUUGAUCACUGGGUUAUUUGAAGUGAUGGUUGCCUCUUAUAGAAACAGACAUCUCAAGGUCUACUUGGGAAGUGAUGAAAUAGAAUACUAUUCAAAAGGAUCAACUCUAAGUCAUCCAAGUGAUAAGCUAAGGUGUCUGAAUAAGGCUUGCAUUAUACAAGAUCCUGAAAGAGACUUGACUGCAGAUGGAAGAGCUGUAAAUCCAUGGAAGCUUUGCACAGUUGAUCAAGUGGAAGAGCUUAAAGCCUUGAUUAAAGUAAUCCCAAUAUGGACUACGAGGGUAUUAAUGUCCAUAAACAUUAGUCAAGGCUCAUUCUCCGUCCUCCAAGCGACCUCCCUCGACCGCCAUAUCAGUCCAAAGUUCGAAAUCCCCGCGGGUUCUGUAGCCUCGUUCAUUGCCGCAUUCAUCGUCACUUGGAUCGUGUUGUACGACCGCGUCAUCCUGCCCUUGGCGUCGGCAAUCAGGGGCAAAACAGUCCAUUUCAGCACGAAAUCAAGAAUGGGGUGCGGGAUCUUCGUCUCAUUCCUUGCGAUGGCUGCGGUGGCAACCGUGGAGGGUAUCAGGAGGGGGGUGGCGAUCAAGGAGGGGUACGAGGACGACCCCAAGGGGGUCGUCCACAUGUCGAUACUGUGGGUGGUCCCACAGUAUGCCCUCAUGGGACUCGCAGAGGGCUUGAACAUGAUAGCUCAAAACGAGUUCUACAUCUCGGAGUUCCCGAAGAGCAUGUCGAGCAUAGCGUCGAGUCUAUUCGGGCUGAGCAUGGCCAUUGCCAGUCUGGUGUCAAGCUGUCUCAUGAGCAUUGUCAAUAACCUGACUAGUAGGGGAGGGAGAGAGAGCUGGAUAUCAAGUAACAUAAACAAAGGUCACUAUGAUUACUUCCAUUGGGUUCUUGCAGGGUUAAGCAUGGUCAACUUCUUGUUAUUUUUAGCUUUUAGCAAGGCUUAUGGCCCUUUCAAAGACCAGAGGAUAGAGGCACAGAUGGAUGAGGAAGAUGAAAUGUGAUGGCAUACUAUGAAGGGUCUCCUUUUUUUCUUUUAGAAAUAAGUGUGAAAUAUAUCAUCCACAAACAUUAUUCAUGUUUUUUCUUCCUCAAACAAUGUACCCAACUCUCUCUAUUUUUGAGCCAUGAGGAAGUGACACACAAGAUUUAGCAUCUACAGUAAUAUAUGUUGUCAUGAUCUUAAAUGUAACACUUCUUCAUCAUAUUUUUUUUUAAAAAAAAAUACACCAAUAACAAAUGCCAAAAGAAAAAUGUUACUUAUUA
Molecule: messenger RNA, 2422 nt
Organism: Cuscuta campestris
Lineage: Eukaryota; Viridiplantae; Streptophyta; Magnoliopsida; Solanales; Convolvulaceae
Source: the annotation of a GenBank genome assembly